Strigops habroptila (Kakapo) is the source of this 4291-nucleotide messenger RNA. RefSeq names its product mutS homolog 4 (gene MSH4). NCBI's taxonomy places the organism in Eukaryota, Metazoa, Chordata, Aves, Psittaciformes, Psittacidae. Gene Ontology annotation, biological process: mismatch repair; reciprocal meiotic recombination. The record is from RefSeq and is a predicted model, not a curated record. Gene Ontology annotation, cellular component: nucleus. Gene Ontology annotation, molecular function: ATP binding; mismatched DNA binding; ATP-dependent DNA damage sensor activity.
CUGGGCGCGGGCGCCGCCAUUUUUGGGGGUUGCGGUGGGCGGUCUCCCCGCACGGUGGCCGUUCGAGGCGACGCGGCGAUGUUGAAAGAAAGCAGUAAGGCGGGCGCGUGUAGGCGGGAGGCCGCCUCGGCCACCUCGGAGUCCUAUACCGGCCGCUGCUCUUCCACGUCGGGGUUGGGAGGGCCAGCGGAGCGGCCGCCCCGCUAUACCCUUGGGCUGCUGCAGACGCCGCGCAGCACGACGGGCAGCACCGGAGAUCUCUCCAGCGGCGUGGCGAGGCCGGGCAGCUCCAGCGGGGAGGGCCUCGCUCCCAGCCGAGUUGCCGGGGUGAAGGCGCCGGUUUCGGGAAGAGAAGAAUCAUAUUUUGGGGACAAAAGUUCUUGUGUAGAAAACACCAGCACACUGAAUCUCACGAGUUCUUCUGUGCAAGGCCUGAAUAGCGCAUGUGUAGGAAGAACACCCCUCUCUUCUAGCAGAUCUGUUUGCGGAAGCCAUACCCCUCUUAUGGGAUAUUCAGUUACAUCCUCAUCUGCAGUCUCUGCUCAUACUGCUGCGUCAGUUAUUGUAGCUGUUGUAGAAGGAAGAGGCCUUGCCAGAGGUGAAGUAGGAAUGGCCAGUAUUGACUUAAAAAAUCCUGAGGUGAUAUUAUCACAGUUUUCAGACAAUACAACUUAUGCCAAGGUUAUUACUAAGCUCAAGAUUUUAACACCGCUAGAAAUCAUAAUGUCAAACACUGCUUGUGAUGCAGGGAACACAACAAAAUUGUUCAGUCUGAUAACAGAACAUUUCAAGAAUGUGACCUUUACAACUGUGCAAAGAAAAUACUUCAACGAAACUAAGGGUUUGGAAUACAUAGAACAAUUGUGUGCAUCUGAAUUCAGCACCAUUUUCAUGGAGGUUCAGUCAAAGUAUUACUGUCUUGCAGCUGCUGCAGCUUUGCUAAAAUAUGUGGAGUUUAUUCAAAAUUCAGUUUAUGCUCCUAAAUCGCUCAAGGUGCGUUUCCAGGGGAGUGAGAAAACAGCCAUGAUAGAUUCAUCAUCGGCACAAAAUCUGGAAUUAGUGAUUAAUAACAGAGAUUCUCGGAAUGGUCACACGCUUUUCGGUGUACUAAAUUACACCAAAACUCCGGGUGGAAGUCGAAGACUUAGAUCCAGUAUCCUGGAGCCACUAGUAGAUGCCGAAACAAUUAACACAAGACUGGACUGUGUUCAGGAAUUACUCCAGGAUGAGGAGCUCUUUUUUGGUCUUCAAGCAGUUAUCUCAAAAUUCCUGGAUACAGAACAACUACUUUCAGUUUUGGUACAAAUUCCAAAGCAGGACACAGUUAAAACUGCUGAAUCAAAAAUAACUAAUCUAAUCUACCUGAAACAUACUCUAGAACUUGUGGAGCCUCUAAAGGCUGCUUUAAGAAGCUGUACCACACCGCUGCUAAAGGCUUACUACAAUUCUCUUGAAGAUACAAGAUUUGGAAUUAUGCUUGAAAAGAUUACAACUGUCAUUAAUGACGACACAAGGUAGACAAAAGGAUGUCUGAGUAUGAGGACCCAGAAAUGCUAUGCUGUUAAGCCUAACAUCAACGAAUUUCUCGACAUAGCUCGUAGAACAUACACAGAAAUUGUUGAUGACAUAGCAGGUAUGAUCGCACAACUUGCAGAAAAGUACAACCUGCCAAUGAAAACAAGUUUCAGCUCUGCUCGUGGGUUUUUUAUCCAGACGAAUGUUGAUUGUUCAACAUUACCCAAUGGCCAACUUCCUUCAGAAUUUACAAAGAUCACUAAAAUGAAAAACACAUAUAGCUUCACUUCGGCAGAUUUAAUGAAGAUGAAUGAAAGAUGUCAGGAGUCCCUGAGAGAAAUAUAUCACAUGACCUAUUUAAUAGUGUGUAAGCUACUGAAUGAGAUCUAUGAACACAUUCAUUGCCUAUACAAGCUGUCUGACAUUGUGUCCAUGCUGGAUAUGCUGCUUUCAUUUGCCCAUGCCUGCACCCUUUCUGAUUAUGUUCGUCCAGAAUUUACAGAUACUUUAGCCAUCAAGCAGGGAUGGCAUCCCAUUCUUGAAAAGAUAGCUGUGGAAAAACCUGUGCCUAACCAUACAUACUCGACAGAGGGUAACAACUUUGUCAUUAUUACGGGACCAAAUAUGAGUGGAAAAUCAACGUACCUAAAACAGAUUGCUCUUUGUCAAAUUAUGGCACAGAUUGGUUCUUAUGUCCCAGCAGAGUAUUGUUCUUUUCGAAUAGCAGAGCAGAUAUUUACCAGAAUAGGUGUAGAUGAUGAUAUAGAAACAAACGCAUCAACAUUCAUGAAGGAAAUGAAAGAGAUAACAUACAUCAUACAAAACGCUAAUGACAAAUCACUCGUCAUAAUUGAUGAACUUGGCAGAGGUACCAGCGCUGAAGAAGGAAUUGGCAUUUGUUACGCUGCCUGUGAAUAUCUGCUGAAUUUAAAGGCAUUUACAUUAUUUGCUACACAUUUCCUGGAACUGUGUCAUAUAGAUGCCUUAUAUCCCAAUGUGGAAAACUACCAUUUUGAAGUGCAACAUGUGAGAAGCAGUGCUGGAAAUAAGGAGAAAGUUGCUUACACUUACGCACUCUCUAAAGGCUAUACGGAGGAAAAGAACUAUGGAUUAAAAGCUGCAGAAGUUUCCUCCCUACCAUCAUCUGUAAUUGUGGAUGCAAAGGAAAUCACAAAUCACAUUGCAAACCAAAUUUUGCACAGGCAGAAGAGCACUCCUGAGAUGAUGAGACAGAGAGCUGUGUACCAUCUAGCAAUGAGAUUGGUUCAGACUGCCAGAAAUUCUCGAUUGGAUCCGGACAGUUUGCGGAUAUAUUUGAAAGGCUUGAAGAAGAAGUAUGAAGCCAGUUGUCCUGCACCCGAACAGAACGAUGAGCAACAGUAACGUAUUGCACAAGCUGUAGCUCUAAUUUUUAUGACUGCGAGAUGAUUCUGGUUUUCCCCAUAGUAUUAGAAAACACUGUUUUCCACAUGUUUUUAGUUUCUUAAUUCUUAGUCUGAAUUAUAUUCACUACUGAAAGACCAUAUCCGUCACGGGGUUUUUCCACAAAACACAUCUGAAAUAAAAGCAUUUACUUGAUAUGAGGAACACAGUUCUUUCUGAUAACGGACUAUAUCCCUUUCAUUUUUUUAUGGAGACAAAGAAGUUAUAUGACAUUUAAUAUUUUCUUCUGGUGUAUCUGCUGUUAUGGUUCUUACAUCUGAUAGUAAAGAUCUUGCCUAACGAAAAGCAGUCUUUGAAACAGAUGGUCCACUUGUCUUGCACAAGCACUCUCUCCUUGCACUGUUGAACGUGCAUCCGUAAAUCCUGUUGCUGCCUAUUCCAGGAGGGUUCCAGCUCUCUCAGUCAUUACUCUUAACCCAACAUCAAGUCCAGGCGCGCUUCCUCUCCAGAACUGGGCAGUCACAGCUUUUUGUAACAGCACAGUAACAGCAAAUUACUGUGGUAUUGACACGGUUGAUCAGGUUUUGUUUAGAAAGCGAGUAACAGGAAAUCAAUAGAAAGUUGAAUAUCCUUCCUCCUUGGGGUUUUGGGUUCUUUUUAGUACAACUUCAUUGAGCGGCUGCAGCCACGUAUUCCAGCGUGAAUGAACGUGUCUUUCUUCACUUCCUUCUAACCAACUUUGGCCAAGAGUUCUUACGUUUCAUUUAAGUGCAUGUGCAUAUACAUAAUUUCUUAUGCAUUUAUCUAUUAAACUGGUAAUAUAAAACAGUGCAGUAUGUAAUUUGUAACAACAAAUAUAUCAUAUAUAUUUAUGAUAUACAUUUCCUUUUAAUGUAUCUAUCUUUGUAAACAUAGCAGUGCAACAGAAUAACGUUGGUAGUCGGCGCCCUGUGUUUUUUUACCGAAGAGGGUUUUGGAUUGAUCGAAGCUAUUAACCGCAGUUCACCUCUCUUCAGGCCUUUGCUGGCAAGUCUCUCACUCAUUACCUCCAUCCGUAAAUACCAUAUUUGUUGUCUAGCCCGGUGAGGACCAUGGCAGAAAGAAGUAUUUUGUGUUCAGGUUUCUUAACACGAGGAACCAGAUGGGAAGUGACACGUAUUUCAGACAUUGACUGGGCAGGGUGCACAUCUCCCUGUUGGGGUCAGCCAGCGCAGCACCAGGAAGAACGGUUCUGGGGUGCGUGCCUGGAAGCCUGGCGUAGUUUGACCCCAUCAGAACUGUUCCCCUCUUCUGCGCACCUUAUUGCAGAGCCUUAGGCUUGCUUCCAGCCCGUCAGGACUCUGCAUUUACAUACUCUGCGCACUGCUCUCUCGAAACAUAUUUUAAGUAAGGA